AGUAUUUAAGGAGAAAGAAGCAGACCGCAGAGAUGACUUUGCUGAAUCAAGUAAUGUGUUUAAAGGUAUGAUGGAUCGUCUGGAUAUAGCAUUCAAAGAAAAGAACCAGGCUAUGCGGAGGUUUGUUGAGAGUCAAGCAGAAUUUUCCAGAUGCCAGGAAAAGACAAUUAGACAAUGUAUAGAAGAAAUGAGACGGGUCUUUGAAAAAGGCACUAGGGUGAUGCGAGAAACUGGGGAAGAAAGUCGCAGACCACUACAUGCUGUUUCAGAACAAGUGGUUGAGCAAGUGCAACAGCCUAGACCUGAGAUCCCUCCUCCAGUCGUUGAGAUGCCCAGACAGAUUCAGGAAGCCCUAAUCCCAACACUCGGGGGGCAAGGGAAUCAACCUCAUCCCAAUAUUCAACAGCAGCAUUUUGUCAUUGGUGAAGGGCAAAGACAACACCAAUUGAUGGAGGCUGUUACUCCUGUUGCAGACCUUGGCCAUCAACCUCAGCAUAAGUAUAUUCUGCCAGUUAGGAAGGCAAAUGUGGGUCCUUGUCAUCAACCUUGUCCAAGGGACUUUUUCCAGCCACAAGUUCCUCCAGCCCAGCUGGUACAGCGUGGUCUGCAGAAUCAACCAGUUCAAUUCUUCAAUAGAGACCAUGGGCCAACCUUGAGGCCAUUUGAAAAGAUUGAUAAGGGUUUCUUGAAAUUUCCAGACAAAGCGAAGGAAACCAUGGGAGUGGAUGCAGAUCCUUUUCCAGCUGUGUCUGUGGGCGUGAAUGUUGCAAACCUCAGGAGUGUCGCCAGAAAUCGCAGUCUGCCUUAUGCUCAAAGGAACCUUGCUGCAGAAGACUUGAGGUGGGUUCUUGAGGCACAGAGAUCCAGACAUAGCAGGAGCGUCAGGUCAGACCAGCAGAGGCUCGGGGGGCAAGAAAGGAUUACUGUGACCAGGAAUUUCAAUCCAGAGGGUGCCAGACGUUAUUCAAUUGGUACUAGAUCUCCAAGGAUGGUCAAACCGCCACUCAGGUCACCUUCCAGACGGUGGGAGAAAGUCAAUCAUCCCAAGUUUCUAGCCCAGAAUCCCAGAACCUUGAGGCGCAGACUGCAGCGCAAGAGGGCUAAAGAGCGAAAAAGACACCAGAAGCAGGUGGAGGCUGAGGGAAGUUCAUCUCGCAGACCACGCCAACCUACCAAAAGGAAUAUGGUCUGGGUGAGAAAAGAGAAAAAGGAGGCUGUAACCCAGACUUUACAGAAGGAGGAUGACCAAUCUCCAGCCUCUCCAAAGGUGGCGUCUGUCAUUAUGAGUCCAGACGGAGUUUUGAAAGAAACUUUUGAAGCACAAGAACAGUCUGAGAAUCGUGGAGCUGAAUCAAAAGAAGAUGGCACUAUUCAUUUUGGGGAAUUCUCAGUGAAUUUGUCAUGUCUGGUGCUGACAUUACCCUUGGUUUUCCAAGCCAAGAAAGAGGAGGAACCAAUCGUCUGUGAGUUCCCAGAACAGACAGAAGAAGAGGUAAUUUUUGUUCCAGUUCAGGAUGAUGAAGAGGAGGACAUGGCUGACAAAAUUGUGUUUGAAAAACCAGAAGAAAAGAUGGCCAGACACAUUAGGCCACUUUAUAUCAAUGCUCACAUGGAUGGGACUCCAAUCAGCCGUGUCUUGAGGGCUGUCAAAGGGCAGGCACUGGCAGACUUUCUUGCAGAUCACCCAUGUCUGGACGUGGAGGCAGAUGAAGAAAAAGGGAUUAACUUGUUUUCAAUAAGUUUAGUUCCCUGGAAACUUAUCUUUGACGGAUCCAGUACAGAGACCAUGUCUGGAGCUGGAGUUGUGGUAAUCUCCCCGUCUGGGCUGAAAACACAGAUGUCUUUCCAGCUGGAUUUUGAUUGCACAAAUAAUCAAGCAGAAUAUGAAGCUUUGAUUAUUGGUCUUGAGAUGUUGGUGGAGCUUAAAGUAUCCAUGGUUGAGGUUAUAGGGGACUCACAGCUAGUUUUGAAGCAAUUGUCUGGUGAGUACAAAUGUACUAGCCUUGCUUUAGCCCCUUAUUUUGCCUUGGCUGUGCAAUUGCUGGAAGAGUUUGAUGAUGUGUCUAUCAGACACGUCCCUAGAGAUCAGAACUAUGAAGCUAAUGAAAUGGCCCAGAUUGCUUCAGGUCUGCGAAUUCCAGAAGGUGUAAUGCAGAAAGUUGUAAUAGUUGAAAAACGCAGUCUGCCAUCAAUUCAUCAACGUGGCAUGACUGUCUCCACUUGCAGCAUUGAUGUUACCCAGACGGACUGGUGCUUUCCAAUUAUUCAGUACCUUAAGGAUCAAAGCAUUAAGGUAUCUAGGAAAACCAAAAUGCAAGCCCUCAAUUAUGUCUUGAUUGAGGAUGUACUUUAUAGGAGAGGCAAUGAUGAGCUACUGCUGCGUUGUCUGGGUCCAGAUGAAAGUUUCCAGAUGCUGUCUGAUGUCCAUGAUGGAAUUUGUGGUGCACACCAGGCUGGAAUCAAGAUGCGUUGGUUAAUUCGCAGACAUGGCUUCUUCUUGCCGUCUGUCUUAAAAGAUUGUAUUGGUUAUGCUAAGGGCUGCAAAUCUUGUCAGAUCCAUGGACCACUUCAAAGAGUUCCAGCCUCUGAACUUAAUUUUAUUGUGAAACCAUGGCCAUUUCGAGGCUGGGCUAUUGAUUUAAUUGGUAAGGUGUAUCCCCCUUCAUCAAAAGGUCAUUCAUUUAUUAUAGUGGCAACGGAUUAUUUUACCAAAUGGGUGGAGGCUAAACCAAUGAAGAAGGUAGACCAAUCUGAUGUAAUCAAGUUCAUCAAAGAAGACAUUAUUCACAUAUUUGGUCUGCCAGAAACAGUUACAACAGACCAAGCCAUGUCUGUGAGCCUUUUUGAUGUCAGUUCAUUAAUUGGAUUGCCCUGUACUGGAGAAGAGAUUACUGCAUUGCUAACCUUGCCUCCAGGUGUUGAGUACAGUGUGGAGUUGAAGCCCUCUUAUCCAGCCUUUGUGAGGUCUGCCUAUGACAAAAGUAAGCCUGUCAGUGCUGAUGAGCAUAUUUCAUUUCUGCUUACUUUGAUUUGCAAAUAUAUAGUCUGCUCUGCUGGUAAAGGUCCCCCGAAAGAGUUUAUUCCUUUAGCUGCUGCUUUAGCGUAUGGUAGACAAAUGGCUCUGGGUCCUUUCUUGCUUGCUCAUUUGUACAGGAAUUGCCAGGAUAUCACGGCUCACCCCUUAGUCAUUAGUGGUGGGCCGCUUUGGGUUUUGCAGUUGUGGUUAUAUUCUUAUUUUCCAGCCCUCGCUCCUGUCUCAUCCGCUAUUCCAGCCCGGGAUCUACUCACUUACGGCUUCAUGUUCAAGAAUGCCGUGGAGAAUAAGAGGAGCUUUGAGGAGUGCCUCAAGUUUUUUGCUUCUCUUUCUGUUGACCGACCCGAUGCAGACUUUGCUGUGUUUCUUGGCAGAUCUCACGGUCCUUCAUGUUUGAACACUCUCAACUCCAGAUGUGGCAUGGAGCUUUAUGCACCGAACCAAUUCUGUCGGCAGUUAGGGUACUGCCAAGACAUACCAUUCCCGCCACUAUUUUCCUUCAACCACAGCUAUCCCCUUCGAUUUAUGAUUGGGGAUUCAAAGAUUUUGGUUACCAAACUUGCUGACAUCUCCAAAACUCUGCAGACACUGAUCUUACCAGACCCUCUAUUCAGACCAAGCUGCACUUCCUCUUACAAAAGUUGGUGGCGAAACUACUUCCAUCCUCGGUUUCUUGAUGUUAUGGAGAAUAUUUCUAUUCUGGCCCCUCCACAACUCACCAAAAAAUCUGAAGGGAAGAAAGUUGUGAAAGAGAAUGAGGACCUGGAAUCUGCCAUGGCCACCCAGAUCAGCCAACCAGAUCUGUCAAGGAGAGCUCCCAAACUCCAAGUCAAAAGGAAAUUUGCUGCUCCUGCAGAUUCCACGGAAGAAGAUACCCCCUCCCAGCAGCGAAGAACCGGAGGGAUCAAGAGGUCAGUAGUAAAACCAUUUGCAGCCAAGAAACUUAUCAAAUCUGCCUCUCCCUCGAGGUCCUCUUCUGCCAUGGAAACCGAGACACAACCUGACAAAACAGAAGAUAUUUCCCUCGGUCCUGCUGCCACGAAAGCUCCUGUUGAAGACAUAUCUGCUGAGGGUGAUGAAAGCAAUUCUGGCUCCACUCGUACCAAAUCUGGCGAUGGUUCUUCACCCGCCACAAAGGUUAGGGGUUCUAGAUUCUCUUCACGCAUAGCAAGCAAAAACUUUAGAACAGUUAGACCGAAUGAACUCAUCGAUCUAAGCCUAGACAAAGAGAAUACCCCUACACCCGUAGCCUCUCCUGCUAGACAUGUUGAUGUUGAUGACAUUGAGAGUGUUGCUGCUGAUGUGCCCAUGAUUGAUGAUGAUUUGGAGAAUGAACUUCUUGCCCAGCUAGACAUGUUGAUGGAUGCUCCGGCUAAAUCUGGAUCUGCCACAGAUAGUAAAGAGAAGGCAGUUGCUGAAGAAAUAGAUUUUGAUAUCAACCUUCCUACUCAGGAGCAGAUUAGUUUUGCGAUCAUGACCAUGCAAGAACUCUUUGGUGACUUCACCUCCAUUUAUACGCACUUCAGCAAGAGAUUCCAGGUGCUUGAAAGCAAAGUAGCGGCUGCAGAUUCUGUUAGGAAGUCUGUAGCGGAUAGCACUGUCACUGUCUUCAAGAAGAAGGAAGAAUUCAUGGCAGCAAAGGAGGCUCAUAUCAUGCAAGUUACCCAUGUCCAAGGGCUUAAAGAAAAAAUCUCUAACCUUGAAGCCGAGCUUUCGGAGUUGAGAAACCAAGUUCCUCUUGCGGAGCAAAGUGAGAAGAAUUUGGCAGAACAAAGAAACAAGCUCCGCAUGGACAUGGAAGUUGGUUUGAAAUCUGCUGCCAAGAUCAAGGAGCAGCUACCUUCUUUCACAGCCUCUGCAGACGACGCCGCUGAAGAAAUAAAGAACAUGAGAGAAGAAUGGAGCUCAUGGAAAAACAACCUUGGUUGAUUUUUCUCUUAUGUAUCUCCUUAUCUCUUUGUUGGCUGGAAUUGUACAUUGUCAUGUUUGAACACAUUGUUUGCGGCCUAUUGGCCAUGCAAACUUCUUUUUUAAUGUUGAUCUCUAUCUUGGCUCAUAUUCUGGAAAUCUGCUUGUAUUUUUCUGUUCAUACUUUGAUACAGGUUGAAAUCUGUCGUGGCCGAAAUCUGGCCAUUGUGGUUGUUCCCAACCAGAUUUGGCCUACUUGCAGAUUCGGCUCAGCACUUUUAUUGAAUGAUAAAAUGCUUGAAACAAU
This is a messenger RNA of Rubroshorea leprosula, 5249 nucleotides long. NCBI's taxonomy places the organism in Eukaryota, Viridiplantae, Streptophyta, Magnoliopsida, Malvales, Dipterocarpaceae. The record is from the annotation of a GenBank genome assembly.